Molecule: messenger RNA, 2835 nt
Organism: Suillus clintonianus
Lineage: Eukaryota; Fungi; Basidiomycota; Agaricomycetes; Boletales; Suillaceae
Exons: 4
Coding region: 1-2835 (944 amino acids)
Source: RefSeq, a predicted model, not a curated record
AUGUGGUCGAAAAUAAGCAGCGCGCUCAAGCCGAACAAGGACGUCGACCAAGACCUACAAACAGAUGUUCUAUCAAGAGUCUAUGAGCAACAUCCAAACCUGUCCGUAUUUCACGAACAACCAUCUUCCAAGAAAUUCGGUCUACCAAAGAAAGUCAGAUCACAUCUUCACUUGAGAUCAAACAGCUCGCAAGUGUCUCUCACUCGUGGUUCAUCAGAUACAGUUCGCGAAUCAAGUCGUCCCUCCCUCGACCUAGGCAGCGUACGUUCCAUUCUCCGCGAUCCAAAGACACCAGGAACAGGCCAAAACGUCCGUUUCUUCUCUCGCGAUGCAUACAAACCCAUCAGCCCAGACGCUUCAGCUUCGACAUCCGAACCUUCGCCAAUCACUUUCGCAGACCGGCUCGCACGCGUAGCUCGUCCAUCUGCAAUGGAGGUAUUUGCAGAACAAGACACUUCCAAUCUAUUCAACUUGGGUCCUGGAAUCGAAAUCCCACCAAUCCUAGACACAGCAAUCGAAUUACCUGAGGCAUUCCCUCAAUCUUCAACUCCCUUCAGAGCCAUAUCGGAAAUCAUCAUCGACCCUUCAUUCGCCAUAUCCCCCACAACCUCUACAUUCUCAGAUGAGAUAAAUAUCCCCCCAACAUCCCCUCCCCCUCCCAUACGAAGCCGCUCCCGCGCACUCAGCGACACUGUCUUCCAAACAAUGCUUAGAAAACACGCACCAGAAACUGAGAUCAACGACACCUCAGGUCCUUCACUCGUACUCGCUCCAGAACCACCAGACCCAUUCCGCGCAAAUGCCACAACCUAUUACACUCCAGGAACAAUAAUCCCGCCUACCCCUCCCCAACCAACCCACUCCCGCACAGCUUCCAAAGACGAAGACAUCAUAUGGAACCUCCGUACCCAACUAGCGCUCUCACAAGAACUCUGCGCACAGUACGAGAUUGAUCUGGGAGCGAGAGACGAACUCGUUCAAGCUCUCACCCAACGCGCAGAAGUAGCCGAAAAGGAAAAAGAAAAGAGCAGAAAUGUCUUGCGCAGCUGGAAAAAGAAAGCAAGUGAACUCGAGCGCAUGUGUCGCACCCUCGAAGAAGAAGUCGAUACCUCCAGACAAGAAAGCCUCGAGCGCAGCGUCAUGGACGAAGCAAGCGGAGAAGCCCUCCGCAUGCUCCAUCGUCAAAUAUCACAGCUUGAGCGCGAAAAGGAGGCAUUGCAGGACCACGCAGAUACCGCUCACCUACGCGAUCAGCUCCAUGAGAAAGACGCAGAACUUGACAAACUACGUGAGGAGAUAAAAGGCCGGGAUGAUGCAGAACGCGUCUUGCGUGAUGGGAUGCGCGAGGCUAAAGAGCAGAUGGAUCACCAUUCUGCAAGGUCUUCAAUGGCUGAGGAAGCUCUCGUCGUGGCAAGUGAGGAGGAACGAGUGAGGCAUGAGACCAUCGAACUCGCAUGGGCAGAAGAACGGAUGCGAAUGGUCGAUGCGCACAAGGCUCUCCAAGUGGACAAGAACGCCCUCUCCGACGCAGUCCAGCGCAUGACUUCUGACCUGGAGCAUAUUCAAUCAGAACACGCCAACGCCAUCGAAAUCGCGCACAAUGACCUCGACGCAGCCCACCAAGAAUCCGCUGAACUUCACAGCAAUAUCGAAGACCUCCAGAACGAAACCGAAGCCCUCAAAACCGACCUGGAAGCUCUCGAAACCAAGCUCCUGAACAUGGAAGAAGAAUGGAGUGUAGGCGAGAACCAGCGCGCCGACCUCGAAUCAGAGCUCCUCCGAACCACUGAAGAGCACGAAACCCACAUCACAUCGCUGACAGCCGAACUCACCUUUGCCCACGAAAACAUCUCCCGCCUCGAAACCAAUAUCAAAGAGCGCGACGCCUCCAUCUCAAACCUUACCACCACCCUCCUCUCACACACAGACGAAGCCGAAUCCCUCCGCGAAGAACUCGCCACUCUCAAAGUCGAGCAUUCUCGUGCUUUCUCUUCCCAGACGCGCGCCCUCCAAGAUCUUCAAACGCAAGAAAAAGACUUGCGCACGCAGCUUGAAGUGGCGCUUCGGGAGCGGGCGGAGAGCGAUAUCAUGCUGGUGAACAGCAAAGAGCGCGUGGGGUCGUUGAUGGAUGAAGUUGCGAGGUUGAGGAGGACAGUGCAUGAGAUGCAGCAGACGAGUGCUGCACGCGAGGUUACUAUUGUGCAGUUGCGCAAGGAGCGAGAGAGGGAUCGGGAGGAUGUUAAUGGGCUUAAUAUCGCUCUUGACUCGAAGCAGCAAGAACUUGAACUCAUCAAGAGGAAGAUUUCCUUGAAAACUGCUUCUACACCGACGCCUGUUCCGAGCAGGGCUAUAAGGCGCGAGUCGAUGGCGGGAACGCCUUCUUUAUCCUCGCGGCCUCCUUCAUCCAUGUCAGACGCAUCGAAAGAUGGGAAAUCGGAUACCCCUUCUUUAGCGCCCCGGGCGAGUCUCAGCGCUCUCACCCGUAGCGUCCGUAUCAACGCCAACGCCCCAGGCAAAAUGGGUCCUCCAGCUCCCAAGCCUCGUUCGUCUCUUGCAACUCCCACACCUCUCACCCGCGCAUCCCUAACUUCAUCUACAUCCCGCGCACCGUCGUCGCUUGGCAAAUCAGGCGCGACUCCGAGACCCAGUGGGCUUGGGCUAGGCGUGACGACGCGGAGGGUGUCGACGAGUUCUGUAGAAUCGAACUUGAAGACGCCCAUCGGUACUGGUGCGAGGAGGGUCAGUGUUAGUUCGAGCGUGCCUAGUGAAGUUGAUGAGAAGGAGAACGCGAGUGCUGGUGGGUUAAAGAAGCCGAGGAGGGCUGUGCCUGCAUAG